Molecule: messenger RNA, 876 nt
Organism: Daldinia caldariorum
Lineage: Eukaryota; Fungi; Ascomycota; Sordariomycetes; Xylariales; Hypoxylaceae
Product: DUF1690-domain-containing protein
Exons: 3
Coding region: 225-719 (164 amino acids)
Source: RefSeq, a predicted model, not a curated record
UGCUCUGUCAUGUAUAAUAAACGUCACAGUAUUAACCACCGUAUAUCGGUCUUAAAUCUCUCAAUUCGCACCGUACACAUUUCUCGGCAACGGCAUCACCAGAAAAGAAGCUCGGGAAUUAAUGAAUUAUUUCGUGCAAGUAGCAGAAAGGCAGAUCCCAGAAAGCAACAACCCACCAGCCCAGCUAAGCCCAAAGCCUAAGCUCACUGACGAAGCUGACAACCAUGGGCUCGAGCUCGUCUAAGCCGGAGGCGAGUCAAUCCUCAUAUAUCUGGAAGGCAUCCUCGCCCGUAGGCGUCUCACACGAUGUCCUUGAAACCCUCCAGUCGAGUAGCGAAACCGAUACCACGCGCGCGCAGACCCUCGAGCUAGUCGUACAAGCGCGCGUAGCCGACGAACUUAAGAAGCUCGAGGCGCAGGAGACGGCAGCACUCAAAGAAGCCUUAGACAAGGUCGCGGAGAGCAGCGUGGAUGACGACAAUAACAAGCAGCUGAGCACGCCCGCCGUGUCCAAGGAAAUCGAGGCCCUCAGGGCGCGCCUCGAGAAGCGCAAGCAGCUGCGGCCGCUCCCGGACACCGUCGAGCAGGCCCGCGGCAGCGUCGUGCGCUGCCUACUCGAGAACGACCGGCGCCCGCUCGACUGCUGGCGCGAGGUCGAGGCGUUCAAGGAGGAGGUCAGGAAGCUCGAGAAGGAGUGGGUUGAUAAGGUUGUCUCGUGAAUGAGGCUUCUUUUUUUUAACUCUUAGGAGAAUGAUUGCAGAGAAUACCGGGGUAGAAGAAGAGGAGGGAGAAAAAAUCACUUCUUCGAAAGAUGCCUCGUUAUCUACCACCACCACCCCUUCCAAUCGCCCUAGUAAUUACUUACCUACCUAGGUA